Molecule: messenger RNA, 4237 nt
Organism: Maniola jurtina (meadow brown)
Lineage: Eukaryota; Metazoa; Arthropoda; Insecta; Lepidoptera; Nymphalidae
Gene: Unc-115a
Product: actin-binding LIM protein 2
Exons: 20
Coding region: 313-2868 (851 amino acids)
Biological process (GO): cytoskeleton organization; lamellipodium assembly
Cellular component (GO): actin cytoskeleton
Molecular function (GO): actin filament binding
Source: RefSeq, a predicted model, not a curated record
ACCGGUCGUCACUCGUCAGUGCUUCUCUGGAUGCCGACGCGAACGGAGCUCCGUGCGGUCGAUCUCCAGUACAAUCGCGACCGCGGUGCGCAGUCUCGAGUUCUGAAGGUGUCAGUGAUAACUGCGAUACCGCUCCGCCAAUCGCCGUGGCGUAAGCGAUAAACUAUCAGCAGUGCAAGUCGAUCUGUGUCGAAUCGAAAUUUUUCACGCGGCAAUAAACGAGUGCUUUUCUGUUUUUUUUUUCUGUUACACGGGAUUCUGUUGCUAUAAUUACAUUACCUACGUGUGAAUUCACUGUGAGUGUGUUGGACCAUGAGGCCCAAGGAAGAAGUGGACGCGAAGGUCCAAACGGGGACCUUCAUCCUGUCCGAGAAAAUAGAUGACACCAAGUCGAAGAAGAGUGAAAAGGAGAUGAAGAAAGAAAUGAAAAGGCUAGAGAAGGAGAAACAGGAGCGGGAGAAGAGGGAGAAGAAGGCACGGGAGAAGGAAAAGGAGAAAGAAAAGCAAGCGAAAAGAGGGAAGGUGGUGUGCGGCGCGUGCGGCGGCAAGUGCAGCGGCGAGGUGCUGCGCGUGUCGGACAAGUACUUCCACAUGGCGUGCUUCACGUGCCGCACGUGCUCCGCCUCUCUCGCCAAGGGCGGCUUUUUCUGCAAAGACGGCCACUACUAUUGUCCCCAGGACUACCAGCGCGCGUUCGGCACGCGGUGCGCGGCGUGCAACCAGUACGUGGAGGGCGAGGUGGUGUCGGCGCUCGGAAACACGUAUCACCAAAAGUGCUUCACCUGCGCGAGAUGCAAACGCGCGUUUCCAUCCGGUGAGAAGGUGACGUACACAGGUAGCGAGGUGGUGUGCGCGUCUUGCACCGCCGCACCGCAGCGACACACCGCGCACACCACGCGCACGCGAGCCUCGCCGCCCUCGCCUGCCUCGCCGCUCACACCGCCCACGCCGCACUCGCCACACUCGCCCACGACGCCCACGGACCACGAGCGGGAGCAACGACAACCCGACCCUAAUGAAUGUGCGGGAUGCGGACAAGAACUUUCGGAAGGACAAGCGCUAGUGGCCUUGGAUCGCCAGUGGCACACGUGGUGCUUUGCGUGCGGAGAAUGCGGCACGGUGCUGCAAGGAGAGUACAUGGGGCGCGCGGGCGUGCCUUACUGCGAACGUGACUACCAACGCCUUUAUGGCGUACGAUGCGCGUACUGUCAGCGAUACAUUUCGGGGAAGGUCCUGCAGGCCGGGGACAACCAUCAUUUCCAUCCGACGUGCGCUCGCUGUAGCAAGUGUGGAGACCCUUUUGGCGAUGGAGAGGAAAUGUUCCUUCAGGGCGCUGCUAUUUGGCAUCCGCGAUGUGGGCCUGCGCCCCACGCUCCUCUGGAUUUAGAGCGAGCCUCCUCAGAGCUACAGUUCUCGCUGCGCUCGCGCACGCCCAGCGUCAACGGCUCGUACUGCAGCCCCUACAGUAGCUUGACCAGGAAGUACGGCUACCGAGCAGUGUCACCCGGGCUAACACUGCGCGAGUACCGAGACUCGCGGGACGAGACGUGCUCUCCGCAUCGCAUCACCACGUACUCUUACCUAGCGAGCGAGCCAACCACGCUGCGGCGAUGCGUACAACCGUACGACAGGCCGCCCACCUCGCCACACUUCCACAGACCACCAUCGUCUGCUAGCACGCGCGCCAGCUCUCGCGCCGGCAGCAAGGCGUCGUCGCGGCCCGGCAUGCGCGUGCUGGUCGACUCCAUCCGCUCCGAGACGCCCCGCCCCAAGUCUCCACAUAUGAACAACGAGGAACCAAUCGAGCUAUCUCACUACCCCUCGGCCUACAAGCCGCCGCCCGGCACCAAGCCUAAAAUAGAAAGAGACGACUUCCCCGCGCCGCCCUACCCCUACACGGACCCUGAGCGUCGGCGGCGUUGGUCAGACACGUACAAAGGCGUGCCCGACAGCGACGACGAGGGCGAGCGCGUCAACGGGCUCAACGGCGACGUCGACCCUAAGUUGCGACGAGAGGAACAGGAAUUGUCCAAAAUCGAGACUGGUAUCGCGCAGGUAUUUUUGAAAGAAGUGAAAGAGCGGGAGAAACUUCAGCAAUGGAAGAAACAAAACUUAGACCCUAGAAAUGCUAGCAGGACACCAAGCGCGUCUCGCGAGGCGGGUAUCCGGCUGCGCUACUCGUCGCCGGUGGGCGCGUCGCCGUCGCGCUCGCUCGACCACCCGCGCGCGCUCGACGUGGCGCCGCUGCCGGCCCGCCAUCACCACGUGCCUUCUUACAACGUAUUUACGUACCAUUUGAACGAUGUGGUGUCGUCCCUGCGCGCGGCGCCGCGACCUGGCUACGGGCUCGCAGCGCGCUCGCAUACCUUCUCAUCCAGUACUGCGGGUGACUUCACAUUCAGCGGUCUCGGAGACAAAACGCACAGCACCGACUUUAGCAGCGGCAAAUCAGACAUGCGGACGGACCUUUGCAUUUCUGCCGGCUCUAUCACCGACGUGGAUAGAAGUGCUGUGACGACCGACGGCGGCGUAGUGAUCCGCGGCGGAGGGGUCGUAUCCGCGGCGGCCGGGCCGGUGGGGCCGGGCUCCACCAUGGGCUCGGGGGUCGGCGUCCGCGGCGGAGGCGUCCGGCGCUCGCUGCCCAACAUGGCCACGUCCCAUCUGCUGCACGAGCCCGCCAAGCUGUACCCCUACCAUCUGCUGCUGAUCACCAACUACCGCCUGCCGCCUGACGUGGACCGACUCAACUUAGAGCGCCACCUAUCGGACGCAGAGUUCGAGGCGAUCCUGCAAGUGGGACGCCAGGAGUUCUACCGCCUGCCGCAGUGGCGCCGCAACGAGCUCAAGCGGCGCGCCAGGCUCUUCUAGACGUAGACACUUCUACACUUCUAGACUUGUAGACACUUCUACACCACGCACCGACCGGCGACAGGAGAAUGGUAUUAUUACGUAAGGAUUUUGAUGGUUCUGCCUCAGGUUACAGAGAAGGAAGGCUUGUUUCGACUUUUGUGGAGGUCUAUAGAGCGCACUUUGACUUUGCUCAGACUUAAGACACUGUUGAAACGAAACAGCGCUAUAUCGUUAAAUAAAUCUAUCUCGUUUUAACUGAAAUUUAGAGUAAAGUCUAAGUUCGCUCUAUAGAUCUGAGCCUUAGAUACCAAUCACUCUCCGGUCAAGGAAAAAACUAAAACUGGAAAUCAUAGUCAAGAUAGGGGCUUCUUUAGGGGACCGUUCAUAUGACACAUGUUGCCUGAAUAAUUGGAAUGGAUUUCGGUUUCGUAAAAUACCUACUUACCUGUAUGUAGUGUUUUCCACAUUGGAAUAAGAGUGUCAUUUUUAACCCCUAUUUCCUUUGUUAACCUCCUUCAAAAAAAUAAGGCAGAAAAGAAGCGAUCAAAAUUCUUACGUAAUAAAGGGCCCGCGCGAUUUCGCCUACAUUGUACUGGUCUAUUUAAGUAGAUAAUAGAAGUUUUUUAUUUUUAACUUGUUUUUUUUUUUACCGUCAACAGAAACUGUUUUCUGUCAUCUAUGUGAUAUAGGUGAUUUUAAUUGUGUAUAAUUACAUUUAUUUAUGGUUCUAACGUGUGAUACGAUUUGUUUAAGAACAGUUUUUAUUUAAAUGACGUCGUUUCAGUACUAUUGUAAACGAAAAAAAAAUCGAAACCGCUUGGCGGGUAUUUGCCGAUAAUAAUUUUAUUUAUUUGUAAAUUGUAUCGCAUUGCACGUUGGCUUUAAGUUUUUGUCGUUCUUUUAAUGAUACUAAUUCAAUUGUACACCAAACUUACGGCACUGUUUUAUAUUUUAAGAGUAUCGUCAUUCUUUUCACAACGUAGGGAUCAGAAAGAGACGACAAAAUUUAAGUUAAGUUUUGUUUAGUGUACAAUCGAAUACGUUUUUUUUAAAUAAUGACUACUUUUUUUAAGAGAUCGCGCAGGGCAGCUGUCAAGCGGGACCUGUCUAUUAGUUAAAGGGCCCUGCACACAUUGGCCCAACGUAUUUGGCCACUGCAUUCAGCCAAUAUGUAAACAGUAAAGUUUAGUAGUCUUAAAAAAAUGAAUAAGUUCAUGUACCCAAUGUCUACCCAUCCAUUAGAAUUUUUAAACAAAGUAGUGAAGAGUAUUUUCGUUUGGUGAAUAAUUACAAUUGAGUUCAAAGUGCCCGUAAAAAAUAUCCCCCACCAUUGUAAUUUAGAUGAUUUGUAUUUUAAUAUGCAGCGCUUAAACUUUAAUCAUACACU